Messenger RNA from Symbiodinium natans, 723 nucleotides. Lineage: Eukaryota; Dinophyceae; Suessiales; Symbiodiniaceae. The record is from the annotation of a GenBank genome assembly.
AUGGGUUGGCCAAUGGCCGCGUCGAUGGCGCUGUGGGCAUUCUUGGGCGCGCGAGGCGCGUCUGGCGCCCUGAGCCUCGAGAUGAGCGACUCCCUGGAGUGGCUGGGCCUGGCGAUCCGGCAUCACAUCAUGAGGUCUGCGCUUGAGGGUGAGCAGCCCUCACUGAACGCCAUCGACGCCGACAGAUUAAAGCAGUACGCGCCAAGAGUGGAGGAUCAUUCCUUCUGCUCCUCGACAGAAGGCCCUCACUGUCACCUCGUUGGGCGUCCGCGUGCCCCAGUGGUUGCCGACGGCGCGCUGCUCGAGGAUGUGAAGAUAACGCUGCUGAAUACGGGGCCCGUACCGCAGAUGCUUGUCAGAUGCGGCAAGCAUCGGGCGCAAUCUUGCGACGCUUGCGUUCAAGGUCGUGACGAAGAUUCCUGCCAUGGUGAUUGUACGCUGUACGAGGGCAAGUGCCGCCGACGGGAGGAGGUGCCGGGGAUCAACUGCGGGCAGCACCGGGCCCGGAGCUGCGCGGAGUGCCCCCAGGGCCAGGGCAGCUUCUGGUGCAACGGAGACUGCAUGUGGCACGACGAGGAGUGCGUCCAGCUGGAGGAUGUUCAGGUGGACUGCGGCGCGCACAGGGCCCCGCACUGCUCGCAGUGCCCACGCGGGCGGGGUCCGUCCUGGUGCAACGGUGAGUGCCACUGGGUCAACAGCACCUGUGUGGCGAAGACGCCUUGA